This is a messenger RNA of Thalassophryne amazonica, 1156 nucleotides long. RefSeq names its product peroxisomal biogenesis factor 2 (gene pex2). Gene Ontology annotation, molecular function: zinc ion binding. The coding region runs from base 189 to 1142 and encodes 317 amino acids. Gene Ontology annotation, cellular component: peroxisomal membrane. The record is from RefSeq and is a predicted model, not a curated record. Gene Ontology annotation, biological process: protein import into peroxisome matrix. The transcript is spliced from 2 exons. NCBI's taxonomy places the organism in Eukaryota, Metazoa, Chordata, Actinopteri, Batrachoidiformes, Batrachoididae.
CCCUCACCCCGUGGCUCGGAGGAGUCGUGGGUGAUUAGACAAAGAGGAGAACCUUGAUAAAGCAUUAGUGUCUGAGGUGCACACUCAUACACAGCCUGAAGACCCCUCUGUGCAUUUGCACACAUUCAUUUUUCAUGAAACAGACUCAUAACAAUUAGUCUGGUUCGCAAAGUGAGGACAACUACAAAAUGACAAGUGGAAAUUCUGGUUCAGAGACUGUUGACAUUCAGACCCCUGUACUGCGCAUCAGUCAGUUGGAUGCCUUUGAGUUGGAUUCCACCCUUGAGCAGCUUCUGUGGACCCAGUUCUCCAAGUGUUUCCAGAACUUCCGCCCGGGCCUGCUAACUCCAAUAGAGCCUGAACUGAGAGCUCUGCUGCACCUUCUCGUGUGGAGAUUCACUCUUUAUUCAAAUAGUGCCACAGUGGGCCAGUCUUUACUCAGCCUGCGCUACCACAACACCCUUUCCUCAUCUCUCCACUACAGGCCUUUGUCACGUCGGCAGAAGUUGUAUCUUGCCUUGCUCACCGCAGGCCCCCGCUGGUUACAGGAACGCUCCCACAGCCUGCUGCGAUGGUUUGGAUUAGGUCCAGGGGGAGCGGUGACUGAAAGUGAUGUUGGGUUCCAACAAGGUCUCAGAAAUUGCCUGGCCCUUGUUUCUGGCAUUGCCCAGAUUGCAAGUCUCAUCAACUUCCUUGUGUUCCUAAGGAAAGGUCAUCACCCUGUUCUGGCUGAACGCAUCGUGGGAGCAAAAGCAGUUUUCAGCCAACCCAAUGUGGUUCGGGAUGUAAACUACCUGUAUAUGAACAGGGAGCUGCUGUGGCACGGCUUUGCAGAGUUCCUCAUUUUUAUGAUACCACUUCUUAACAGCAUGUCACUGAAUGCAAAAGUCUGUUCAUUUCUAUUUGGAAGAAAGACGGCCAGUAAGGAGAAAACAAAAGAUGGAAAAGGAUUGUGGAAAGAGUGUGGCAUAUGUGGAGAGUGGCCAACAAUGCCUCAUGUGCUGGGCUGCCAACAUGUUUUCUGUUACUACUGUAUCAAAAGCCACAGUAUGGCAGAUGCUCACCUCACGUGUCCUAAAUGUGGUGCAGAGGCAGGGCAACCUGAGCCAGUCAGACUGCAGGUGGAGAUGAGUGACAAGUGAUGAUACAGAAAACU